UGUAAAUAUCAAGACUGCAGUCUUAACUCCCACACCCUUAACUUCAACACCCUGUGUUGAAGGUGACUCUUACCAAGGCAGAGCUGCCUUGAAGGUGAUGGUUUGUUAGGCUGACACCAGAGAGCUGUAUGUGGAGCAGGGAGGUUUUGGCAGAGAGGGGAAGGAGGUUCUGGGGUGUUCACAGCUUGUUUGCUGCUAGCCCUGAGCAGCAUUUAGGGGCUGCUCUGCUCCAGGGCCACUAAUCCUUGGGUCCUGCGGUAGGAAGUCACUGACCCAUCACACAGGUGGGAAUGCCAGAGACCAGGAAUUUCUCUCUGGCUACAGCAUCCAUCAGCUGAUACUUCUGACAAAACACUUGGCUUCUGCACUCCUCCCUUGGCAGCCCCUGGGCUGCAGCCUGCAGCACUGCCUUAGACCGCGCCGAGCUCUGCCGUGCUCGGUGCUGUCGUCUCCUGCUCGGGCUUGUGCCUUGCCCAGGGCUCGCAGGGCUCCCAAAUGUCGGACUCGCUGCUCAACCACUCCUGGCCGUCGUUCUCCAAGCGCUGGAAGAAGAGGUGGUCCUUCAAGAGAGGGUCUGACUGCAAGCCAUGCUUACAGGAAUUCCCCGACCACAGUGCCCCUGCUCUGGAGUAUUCCAACCCCAAAAGCUUCCUCCCAUCCCUGAUUGCUGAGGAUGACUCCUUCUGCACCAGCAUGGCUGAAGAAAAGGAGGGUUCCUCUUCCCCAGAGCUGGAUGCCCCAGCAGUGGACUUGCACAGCAGCACAGAGGAUCUCCUCUCGGACUCUGCUCUCCACGGCUCGCAGUUUUACAGGGACCUGGGGCUGCUGAGCCCACCAGCACCAGCACCAGAGGCAGCAGCGCAGCCAGAGCAAGCCAUCCCAGCAGUGUCUGCUGCUCACCUGCUGGAGGAGAGGCCACGGGCUCUGAGCAGCUUGUCUGUGGACAUUGCCUUCCCCAGCCCUGUUCCCUGCUUGCUGCAUUGUGCUGAGGCCGACUGCAGCUUUCUGAACAGGGGCCGCGGGAGCUCCUGUGCAGCGGUGCCAGGAGGUGGAACCAACACUUCCGAGGGUCCUGCAGAGGCAGACAAAGAGCUGCAAGAGGCCAAGGAUUCCUUCCCCACGCUGGUGAGAUCCAUGUCCACCUCUCGGAGGCACAGCUGGGAGAGCUCUUUGUCACCCGUGGACUGCAAGCGCAGGUUCAGCCUGGAUCCCACGGAGAUGGGCAGCGACCCAGAGCAGGAGGAUGUGGAGAAGGGGAGCCAGUGCCUCACACAACCUCCUCGUGUGUCCCUUCAGCUGCCCAAAGGAGAACUGGAAGCCUGGAGCAGUGGUGGGGGUGGGAUGGUGAUCAAAGUGGAGAUCGAGCCGCUGCACCCCAGGCUGGCAGUCAGCCACAGCCCGGAGCAGGCGGAAUGUGGCAGCAAGGGCAAGAGGCUGAGGUCAAAGUCUGUCCCAGCAGCCUGUGAGACCAUGGCCUCCCCUCAGACACCCUGCAGUUUCAACACCUCUCUUCCAGCCGUGGAAGGUGUCAAGCCCCCUGCUCUGGAGAUGCUGGAGAAGGACCAUGUGUCCCCAGACCACGUGCUGAUUGUCCAGCAGGUCCUCCAGGAGCUGAAACAUUACCAUGGGGCAAAGCAGAGAGCUUGUGUGCAAGAAGGCAGCGACUGCUCCCAGCAGAACAUCACCUGGUUUGAGUUCCUGUCCAAUGAAAAGGAGGAGAGUGGGAAAAGCGACAAAGCAGAGCGAGGCACCAAGGUGAUGCGGCGCCUGAGCUCCCUGCGCAGCCGAGUCACGGGCUCCUGGCAGAAGGAUAAGGGUAAGAACAAAGAGCAGCCAAAAGAGAAGGAGACAAAGGAGCCAAAAGAGAGGUGGAAAGAGGUCAAUAGGCACCAGCUUGUGCCAGGGGUUUUCUCCAGCUGCACCAGCUGCUCCUUGUGUGCCAAACCUCUUGUGAAUAAAAGUGGUCUGCAGUGCCUGAAUUGUGCCGUGAAUGUCCACAAGAACUGCAGGAGUUUAUUGGCUGAAUGCAGCAGCAGCAAACCCAAGCAGAAAGAUUUGCAGCAGAGACCUUCUGGAUCUUCACAGAGUUCGCCCCAGUGCAUUUCCCCAGCUUCCCUGAAGGAGCAGCCCCGCAGCCUGCUGCUGGGAGCGGAUGGCACCCCAGGGCUGCCGCGGCACCUCGGCAUGACCAUCGCCCAGCGAGGACCUUCCCAGGCUUCGCUGAGCACUGCUGGGGCUGUCAGUAAACUUGGACUGAUUUCAGGAGACAUGGAUGAAGGGGAUUCAGGCUUUAUAAAAUUUAAGCAGACUUCAGAUGAUGUUGUCUCACUUGCACCUUCAACAGCAGACUCCAUCUUUCUGGAAGAUGCAUAUUCUGUGUCCCUCCGGAGUGAAAUAGAAACAGAUGCUCAUGAGUUUGAGGCAGAGUCUUGGAGUGUUGCAGUGGAGCAGUCCUAUGUGAAAAGGCAAAGGAGAGACAUGAUCAAAAGGCAGGAUGUCAUCUAUGAGCUAAUGCAGACUGAAAUGCACCAUGUUAGGACACUGAAAAUAAUGCUGAAGGUGUACUCCAAAGCCAUGAGAGAGGAGCUGCAGUUCCCACAGGCAGUCAUCAACAAGCUCUUCCCUUGUGUGGAUGAGCUGCUGGAGAUGCAUGGGCAGUUCCUGCUCCAGCUGAAGGAGCGGCGGAAGGAGUCCUUGGAAGAAGGCAGUGAUCGAAAUUACAUCAUCCAGAACAUUGGUGACCUCCUGGUAAAGCAGUUUUCAGGUGAAAAUGGGGAGAGAAUGAAGGAGAGAUAUGCAGUGUUCUGCUGUGGACACAACGAGGCUGUCAGCCACUACAAAGACCUGCUCCAAAGCAAUAAGAAGUUCCAAAACUUAAUAAAGAAAAUUGGCAACUGCUCCAUCGUGAGGAGAUUGGGGGUGCAGGAGUGCAUCCUCCUGGUGACCCAGCGCAUCACCAAGUACCCGGUGCUGGUGGAGAGGAUCCUUCAGAACACAGAAGCUGGCACCAAGGAUUACGAGGAGCUGAGCCAGGCCCUGGCUCUGAUCAAGGACACCAUCAGCCACGUGGAUGCCAUGGUGAACGAGUGCGAGAAGGGGCAGCGGCUGCGUGAGAUCAUGCACAGGAUGGAGCUGAAGUCCUCCGGCAAGUGCAAGAACGGCCUCCUGUUCCGCAAGGACGACAUGGGGCGGAGGAGGCUGCUGCUGGAUGGGAUGCUCUACUGGAAAGCUGCCUCGGGGAGGCUCAAAGAUAUCCUGGCAGUCCUGUUAAAUGAUGUACUGCUGCUUUUGCAAGAGAAGGACCAAAAAUACACAUUUGCAUCAGUGGACUCUAAGCCUCCAGUUAUCUCCUUGCAAAAGCUGAUUGUGAGAGAGGUAGCUAAUGAGGAAAAGGCCAUGUUCCUAAUCAGUGCUUCCUUAAAAGGACCAGAAAUGUAUGAAAUUCACACAAGCUCCAAAGAGGAGAGGAACUCCUGGAUGGCUCACAUCCGCCGAGCGGUGGAGAGCUGUCCUGAUGAAGAAGGAGGCACAUUUGCAGAGCCUGAGGCAGAGAGGAGGCUGGCUGAGGCACGAGCUGCUAAGCUGAAGGAAUUCCAAGAGCGUCUGAACAUGAAGGAUGAGCUGAUUCUGCAGAGUCUGACUGAGAAGCAACAGAUUUACCUGGAGAUGUCUGAAAUGAAUGGGUUUGAAGACCAGCCCCAAGGGUCUCGAGCGAGGCUGCUCCUCCGGGGGGACAUCUCAGAGCAGCAGGGAGAGGCCAUUCUGAGGUCCGCGGUGACAGAAGCUGAAAACCUCCAGAACCUCAUCUUCACUCACUUCGGCAGUGGAUCCUCUCAGCCUGAGGAUGGCUCUGACUCGGCAUUCCCCAAGAGAGCAGAGACCUUUGGAGGAUAUGACAGCAGCCCCCUGGUCUCACACAAAAGUAGCAGUUUUAGGAAGAACAGUGGUGGUGACCAGAGACAGUGGGACUGGAGAGGCCCUGCAGCGAGUUCAGAUGUGCAGUGCCAUGACCUCCCUUCUGAUGCAGAGGAAGGAUCUCAGACUGGUGAUCUGACAAGGCUGGAUGAUAGCAGUGAUUUUCAGCCCACUGUGGAGUCUCAGCUUGUCCACAAGAUACAAAGACUGUUGCAGCUGCUCUUCAAGCUUCAGGCGGUGAUCUCGCAGCAGGACAGCUUCAUCGAGCUGCAGCGAGCCACCAUGCUGGACCGAGAGAAGCAGUUCCGCCUGCAGUCUACGCGGGGCAACCUGCUGCUGGAGCAGGAGAAGCAGCGGAACUUCGAGAAGCAGCGGGAGGAGCUGAUGAACCUGCAGAAGCUGCAGGCGCAGCUGAAGCUGGAGCAGCAGCGCCUGGAGCGGGAGCGCAGCCGGCAGCAGAGGGAGUUCGAAAGCACCGAGGCUCGGCUGCAGGAGCGCGAAGAGGAGACUCGGCAGCUGUGGGAGAGGGUGACCCAGGACAGGGAGGAGCUGGAGAAGCAGCGAGAAGCCUACCAGCAUGACCUGGAGAGGCUGCGGGAAGCGCAGCGAGCCGUGGAGAAGGAGAGGGAGCGGCUGGACCAGCUCAGGAAGCUGAAGAAGCACAACACGGUGUCGGGCACCUUCUCCCCAGACAUGGGGCAGACCCAGGUGUUGAGUCACUCUGUCAGCUUCAACGGGGAGGGCACAGACCCAUCCCUCCCUACCCUGAAAGGCUCUGUCAGGGUGAGUGUGCCUGGGCUGGAGCUCCUGGAGCGGCCGGAGCUGGCUCGCAGGGACAGUGCCAGCCUGGAGAGCCGCCCGGCCCUGGCGCUGAAGAACGAGGUGCCCAUUCACCUCCUGAGUGCCACCAACCAGAUACAGAAGCCAGCUGCAGUCCAGCAGCAGAUCCCCACUAAGUUGGCAACCUUUACAAAAGGAAGCAAAGAGAAAGGUGGGAAGAACAAAGCAUCUCACAGGACAGACAGCUCAGCCUCUGCUGACCAGAAGCUGCUGCUCCCGCCCCGGCUGGCAGGACGCGAGGAGGCUGUGCUGAGGGGCAGGAGGUCUGCAAGCCCUGUCCUCCCAAGCAGCCAGGCCUCUGCAUUCCAGCCAGAACUGCACAGCCCUGCAGAUGCCCAGCCAGAAGCACCUUCACCUGCCUCAGCAGCCCUGCUCAAGCCCAGUAACCUUCCUGUGCAGCCCCUGCUGACCCCUCAGCCCAGUCUGUUGAAUGUGCAGGAUGACACCAGCAAAGAGGAUGUGAUUUUCUUCUAACCAUUCCCAUCUCAAGGAAUCUUUCACCACACUGUUUGGAGAGCUCAGGCCCUGGUGUCCAGCACCACAGAGACCUGGUGGAUGUCUUUUCAUUUCUGCCCUGUUACUGCUAGGAAGGACCAAACCAGGAUCACUCUUCUGCUUCACUGGCUACUCUGCCAGAGGCUCAGAAUGAGGGCACAGCAGUGACAAUUUGCUUUUUGGUUCUCUAGACAUGACAAUGUGUUGGCACGUGGCAGGGGUGUCUAAAUUCAGAGCGUGUUUCCAGGCUGCCCUUCGUUGUGGGGCCUGGGGGAAUGGGCACUCUGUGGGCACCAUCUUGGGAGAUGUUAAUGGUUGGCAUUGAACCACCCAGAGUUUCAUGUCAGAAGUUGUAGUAGCAGGCCCCAGAAUGGCUGUCUCACAGGUGCCUGUUGGUGCUGGGCUUUGGGGACAGUGGUGAUGUCUUGCUACUUGGCAAGCCAGGCCUCGUGAUGGGAGCCAGGCAGGACAUACACUGCAGCACCUGUUUAGGAGCCUGCUCAGGAGCCAGCCCUGUGUCUUGUGUCCCUGGCACAGGCUCAGUGGGCAGGCAGUGGAAGAGAGAAGGUGAAGUUCUUAGAGUCUUCAAGAGUCAGGAACUCCAUCUGCUUGAGGAUGAGGAGGGUUGGAUGUGUGAGCAUGCAGCAGGAACAAGGAACUGGGCUGAACACACUUCCUGGAGCCUCUCCUGGGAGGCACUGGGAGCACUGCAGGCCACGGGAGCAGUGCAACACUCAGGAGCUGGUUCAGGAAGAUUUAGAGACUUGGAUUCUGUUCUUUGCUGCAGCCAUGUGAGAGGCUUUUGAAUGCAGUAAUUUAUUGUCCUGUUUAAUCCUGAGUCUUCUGCAUCCUUUCUUUGGCUGUGAACUUGCUGGGGGUUUGCUCCCCAGUACAGAAGAUAUCAAAGCUGCUGUUUCUGCAGAGACUUCUCUGCAGCCGUGGUAGGAAUGAAGGGAAUAAGAGCUGCUGGGUUUGGCCUUAGCUAGACCUGGGCUGGCUUAGCUGCUGGCAGCUUUGAUAGCUCUGUGAAGUGGAUCAGUCCUGCAGCCCAGCGUGCUGAGGGCUCUGAUGCAUCCCUUCCCUCUGCGCUCCUUUGCACACUUGUGUUGCUCUGUUGGGUGCCAUCACUGCCCCAGUUGCACACAACACCCCAGGGUUGGUUGUGCCCACCUCUGAGUGUGGCUGGAGAGGUUGUGUGCAGGAGAGGUUGUGCAGAGGUUGUCACUGCAGGUGCCUCAGAGCCUGGGUUAGUGACAGUCAGAGCACAGCUGGUGGUGAUGGCUUCCAUCUCAUUGUGUUGCAGUGAUUUUAGCACCAGUGGAUGGAGUGCCUGGGCAGUGCUCUGGGCAGUGGCACGGUUAUGGCAUCAAGUGGCACUUUGUCAGCCUCCUCUCCCUCCUCUUGUCUCUGUGGGUAGGCCCUGUGUGGUGGUGGUGUCCUGCCAGGCCAGCACUUCACUUGGCUUGGAAGUCUUAACAUCAUUUUGGUAUUUAUAGUGCCAGAAACAUUUUAAACCUUCGCCAGAGGAUGCAGAGUUUAUUUUCAAGUGAUUUUUGUCUUCAGGCAAGAAAGUGACCAAGUGUGAGAGGAGAAGAAUAAGCCCCAGGGUGCUGAACUGGCCUUGAACAGCAGUGCUGGACACCCCUUGGAUCUAAGGGUCCUUUCCUUUAGCUCAGUGAUGCUUGUGGAAAGCUGAAGUAAUGGUGCUGAGCUCGGUGAGAGGCAGCUCCCAGCCCCCUGGCUUGUAAGCAGAGCAGUGACACUGCUGUCACACUGGGCACACUGCACUGUCCCACCAAGGGCUGCCGGGGGAAUCGUCAGCACUGCAGGAGUGGCAGAGGUGGUCGUGUCUGGGUUUGCAGCAAGCAGGAUGGGGAGGGCAGUGACCUUUGUUGUGUGGUGUGGUGGAUAGAGCAGAGCUCUGCCCUAGCCUCCUUGGUCAUUCCUGACCGGGAGGGUGCAGGGCACCUCUUCAGAUCAGGGUCGUCCUGGUGGAGCCAGCUGUGAAACCCAGAGCCCUGCAGGACUGGUGGUGCUCUGCAGGGCAAAGCUCUGGCUGUCUCUGACUCCCCUGUGGUUCCUCUGGUGAAGACUCAGGGAACAGCAGCAGUGCCCAAUGUGUUCUCUCCUUCCUGCUGCAGCUUGUGCCUCCCCCCCCCCCCCAGUGCCAGCUCAAUGCCUCCAUUGCCUUAAAUCCCCGGGUUUUAGGAGCUGUGGCUUGAAGCAAGGGCACAGCAGUGGAAUAAAGCAGCUCAGCCAGAGGGAUGUCUCUGGGUGUUUGGAAAACAGCUUUGGGAAACAUUUGUUUAGUUUCAUUUUUGUGCCUCUGCUGGAAUCUGGGAGUGCUCUGUGCACUGAAGGGGCUCCUUUGGCUGCUUUCCUCUGCUGUGCAGUGACUGAACUUGGAGCGGUGGCAUCUGGAGAAGAAAAGCCUGCAGUGAGGGCUCCUUUCCUGUAAUGCUUUAACUUGAACAGAAGUGGUUUCAUCCCUGCCCUCAGCAGUGCUUCAGAUGAUUGCUGCCUGUUAGCAGAUGGGCCCAGGACUGUUACAGGCUGCUGGUUCAACAUCUCUAAAGCUCCUUGGAAUAGGACCUGAGAAAUUACCUCUGAAGUCCCUGUCUGUCCUCACUCCUCAUGUCCAGCUGCAGCCAGCUAUGGGAGAAGUUUUCACCCCGAGCAGAGCUGCAUCUCCUUUCCCUUGGGUCAGAACCACGGGGGGGCCACGCUGGGUGUUCGUGUGACUUCCAUGCCCAGCGGGGAGUUGGUUCUAGGGCUGGCAAACGCUGCCACCUCUCACUGCUGGUGUGGAGCUUGCCAUGCCCAAGUGUGGUGCAGCUCUGGGUGAGAGGCUGAGGGAAGCAGGUGCAGGGUAAUGAGGCAUCGCUGCUGCAGAACAGAACCUGAGCUGUUAGUCGAUCCCCGCAGGAGAGUGAACUGCUUUGGGCCUCUCUAGGCAGGCCAGGCUGCAGAGCACUGCUGUGUCCUGGGCCGGGGAACCUGCUGGAGAUUCCCAGUCCUGGCCUUUCCCUUCCACUUUCACUCCAGGUAAAAGCUCCCUUUACAGCGAUAUCUGAGGAUUGGGUCAAAAUUCUCUGCCUCCAGGUGCCUUUGGGCUCCUUUCUGAGCUGGGGCGUGGAGGAAAUCACAGCCCAGGCUUUGAACCGCUGCCUGCUUUGCUUGGUGUGGCCGCCGUGCGCUGGUGUCGUGUUCGUCCUGCGCUGUCGUCGUGUCGCCGUGCGGAGGCUUCUGCUUCGGCUCCGAUUGCCAGUCCCAACUGGUGUCCAGGAGGCUUCCUCUGCCCUUCCCGUCUGGAAUGCUGCCGUUUGGUGUUUCAGACUGAGGAUGCCUCCACCUUGGCUAGCAGCAGGCACAGCUGCCCUGCCCUGCUGUCGGUGCUUUCCUGGCUUCCAGCUGUGCUGUCUGUGCGUUGUCGUGGUCCUUCCAGCCGAUCUCGCAGGUCACUGCCCGCAGGGCAGGAGAAUUGGCAUCCCUGUGGCGCUCCUGCAGAGACGGGGAUGAUGCUCAGUGACCUGUGGGUACUUUUGUCUUUCUGAGUAAUAGUCAGGUGCUCCUGCGUGCAUGGAACGUGGUGUUUGUCUUUUGCAUUUACAGUGGAAGCUGAAACUCACGCUAGGAAAGGGUUAAAAUCCAACUGUUCGUUUCACUUCAGCUCUGCAGAACUGGAGCCGAGGCUCCCCGGUGCUGCUGCUCAGUGGAGUCCCUGUGUGUUGUGCCCCCCUGCAAGGGAAUUUGGAGCAUUUUGUUGUCUUCCCCAGCACUUCUCCUCUUUACAAGAAACAAACCUGACACCAGGUUACAGACGUGCUGCCCUCACCUCACCUUCCUGCUGCCCAGGGAGAAAGCAAAGCCCCUUCCCCUGCUCUCCUCCCAGCCCGGACCCAGCAUCCCCUUCCUGCCCCCUGGCAGCUCUCUCGGUUCCCAUCGCUCGUCAGCCGCCGCUCCUCUGAGCUCUGGUUCCCACCCUUUGUGCCAUGUUUAUAAGUCAGGUUUUUAUAUUUUUGUACUGAAGGACAUUGGAGCACUUUAGGCAAAGUUUUCUUUCCAGUUCCAUUUCUGUACCUGGCAGGAAACCUCUCACCAAGCGGCUCCUGUUGGCACAGCUGCCUGCACCUGGCGCAGGGCUGUGAGCUCUCUGGAUGCUCGCUAGGCUUAGGUCUGGUCUCUAGGCCCACCUUGCACUGUACAGAUGUAAUAAAUAGUCAUGGUCCAUGGUGAAUCGACCAUUCUGUUGGGGAAGUGUUUUGGUUUGGUUUUGUUAGGGUGUAAACAGUGUAAAUAGUUCCUGUUGGUACCGGCGUAGCAACACCUUUGUAGUUCUCAUCUGAUCUGUAAAGUGGCUGAGUCGGUGCCCACCCCCGGGUGGGUCGGUGGCCCACACUCUCCUUGGGUUGUGCAUUCUUGGCUAACUGCAGACCUGAUCGCAGCAACAGCAGAUGAUGAUUUUUACAACGAUGGCAAUGUUUCUCCACUGAAGUAUUUCAGAGCUGCAAUAGGACUGAAACCAACUUCUAGCAAUAAAAAACCAAAAAAACUUGAUAA
This is a messenger RNA of Pogoniulus pusillus (Red-fronted tinkerbird), 9810 nucleotides long. RefSeq names its product Rho/Rac guanine nucleotide exchange factor 18 (gene ARHGEF18). The transcript is spliced from 31 exons. Bases 496 to 5229 code for a protein of 1577 amino acids. The record is from RefSeq and is a predicted model, not a curated record. Gene Ontology annotation, molecular function: guanyl-nucleotide exchange factor activity. Lineage: Eukaryota; Metazoa; Chordata; Aves; Piciformes; Lybiidae. Gene Ontology annotation, biological process: small GTPase-mediated signal transduction.